CAAAAGUGUUUUGAAAUGGUUGAGGGAUUUAGUGUCAAAAACAAGAAUUGGGUCCUAGAUAUGUAUAAAAAGAGACAUUCAUGGGCAACUGCACAUAUAAGAGGGAAGUUUUUUGCUGGUUUUCGGACUACUUCUCGGUGCGAGGGAUUAAACUCGAUCAUUGCAAAGUAUGUCAACUCAAGGUACAAUCUGGUUGAGUUCAUUCAACACUUUAAUCGUUGUGUCGACCAUAUAAGGUGGAAAGAGGUCCAGGAUGACCUCGCCUCUGUGAAUGGGAGACCCAGUAUGCAAACCUAUUUUCAACAGUUAGAGAGGAGUGCUGCCAAUGUUUACACCCUAUCAAUAUUUCAUAUGUUCCAACCAAUCCUUGUACGGGCUGCAUCAAUGAAGGUAAUAAAUAUGAGGCAAACUGGCUCUUAUGUGAUUUACUCUGUCGGUUUGGACCAAACGCCAAAUGAGAUGUGGCGUGUAUUCUGUUGUGACAUUGAGAUGGAAUUCAAUUGUUCAUGUAUGAGAAUGGAAUCGCUAGGCAUACCUUGUGAACACAUAGUUUGCGUCUUGGUGCAUGAAGAUAUAGAGGAGUUGCCAAGGUCAUUAGUGUUGCCUCGGUGGACCAAGACUGCCAAAGUGGGUUUGCAAAAUGCGGUCGGGCUUCAUUGGGAUUCUUUGAUGCUAAGUCAGUACGGUUGUUUGAUGGAUUGGUUUAGACAACUAGCCAACUUUGCUUGCCGAGAUAACGAGAGAUUUAUCUUUACACAGGAAAUGGCUAUGAAUUUGUUGAAACAAUUUAAGGAGGAAUAUGCUGCACAAAAAGGGGGGGUCAAUGAUGCAGAUAAUGUAAGAGAUGGUGUGCAAGUGGAUGCUUCUGGAGCUGGGCUCGCAACCAAUGAUCUCGGACAUAGCAUGCCAAGGGACCCAAGAAAAUGUAAGACAAAAAGGGGGGCUUCACAGUCCAAUAAAAGAAAACAUCGAUGUGGACAGUGUGGCAUGGAGGGCCACAAUCGAACAACUUGUCAUGUUCGUCGUGGCAUCUCACAGUCAGAAGGCCUUGGAAAUGACACAUUUGAUAAUGACUCGGAUGACCACAUGAACAUUGAAGAUGACUCAUUGGUAUAUGAUGAGAGUGCUUCCUACAGUAGCAAUGAGGUGCUGUAAUAAGGUAUGGUUAAUGCUUU
This is a messenger RNA of Arachis ipaensis, 1175 nucleotides long. Its product is annotated as protein FAR1-RELATED SEQUENCE 5-like. The record is from RefSeq and is a predicted model, not a curated record. Lineage: Eukaryota; Viridiplantae; Streptophyta; Magnoliopsida; Fabales; Fabaceae. Gene Ontology annotation, molecular function: zinc ion binding.